Messenger RNA from Sporothrix schenckii 1099-18, 243 nucleotides. RefSeq lists its product as uncharacterized. The record is from RefSeq and is a predicted model, not a curated record. NCBI's taxonomy places the organism in Eukaryota, Fungi, Ascomycota, Sordariomycetes, Ophiostomatales, Ophiostomataceae. Bases 1 to 243 code for a protein of 80 amino acids. The transcript has a single exon.
AUGCUGCUCUACAAGGAAGCCAGAAUCGCGCUCCCUUUCAAAAGGACGUCGCCGCGGCGCCAAUCAAAUGAGACGAACGCUGAAACCAACAAACCGAUGCGAUGGUGUCUGACAGAGGCCGCCGUCAAGCUGGUGGAGAGAGGAGCGAGACUACUGUCGGGCACGCGUGACACCGUCCUAGUGUUCCUCCACUCGUGCUUCCUGCUCUUUGUUUUGCUAGACCGAGCUGGUCUGACGGCUUAA